AUGGAAAUCAUGUUGGAUGAGGGGAACAUGAACGAGUCACAACCGCCUACUACGACAACGGACACACUGGCAGAUGAUCUUCCCGCACUGGUUGCCAUGACGGUAUACAUGUCACUGUUGGCAAUCAUGGGCCUCAUCGGGAACAUCCUUGUCAUCGUGUCCGUGGCUAUUUCGCCCCGCCUCCGGACCACCUCCUACGCGUUCAUCGUCAACCUCAGUGUGACUGACCUCGCGGUAAAUGUCCUGGUCAUUCCAGUCAUGACAGUGUCCUUCUACAACUACGGCUGGCCCCACAUCCCAUUCUGGUGUCGCUUCGUUGCCUACAUCUUCUGCCUAUCCAUUGGCAUCUCCUUCGUGACCCUAACCAUGAUUGCUGCGAAUCGUUACAGUCUAGUCUCCUGCUCCCGGAGAGUCCGCCUCAAGUACUGUGGCUGGAAGGGAACCACCCUCUGUCUUUUCUUUAACUGGUUCUCUGCUUUCUGUUUGGUCCUCUUCCAAGAGUUUUACUACAAGGCUACUGUCCGCUAUGACACAGUUCUCCGCUUCUGCUACCCAGACAGCAGUGAACCCGCCACCUACUGGUACCUAAGCGCCAUCUUAAUCUACGGCACACUAAUCGGAUUCAUCCUCAUUCCGAUACUGUACUGUAAGACGUUCCACUCCUUGCAGGUCAGCCGGAGGCGCACCGAGACAUGGGCCCGGCCAGCUGGGAAGACAAGACCCAGGAAACAGAACAAUCAAUCGCAGCGCAGGGUGCACCCGGCUGAGGUGAAACUCACCAAGCUAAUGGCCGUCAUCUUCACUGUCAUCAUCAUCUGCUGGACCCCUCUCUGGGUGGUGCACUUCUUCAAGUUGACCUAUGACAUCCCAAAAGGGGUGGAACGCUUAUGCAUCCUACUUGUUCUGACAAACUCCUCCAUCAACCCUUACCUGUACGCUUGGCUCAAUAAGAAUUUCCUUCGCGCCUACAAGAAAGUCUUACUCUGUGGCAGAAAUCGUAAGGACCAGUUCUACGAGGAACUCAACACCACCAUCAGAGGUAUCCCUGUCGUAGAACAACUGUACCUCCUUGGCGAAUUCAACGCCCGAGUGGGAUCUGACCACAACUCCUGCCCAGCUGCAUCACUCACGUUGGCGUUGGCAAGCUAA
Patiria miniata (bat star) is the source of this 1149-nucleotide messenger RNA. Its product is annotated as neuropeptides B/W receptor type 2-like. NCBI's taxonomy places the organism in Eukaryota, Metazoa, Echinodermata, Asteroidea, Valvatida, Asterinidae. The transcript has 2 exons. Bases 1 to 1149 code for a protein of 382 amino acids. The record is from RefSeq and is a predicted model, not a curated record. Gene Ontology annotation, molecular function: G protein-coupled receptor activity. Gene Ontology annotation, cellular component: membrane. Gene Ontology annotation, biological process: G protein-coupled receptor signaling pathway.